Messenger RNA from Carassius gibelio (silver crucian carp), 907 nucleotides. It is a transcript of the gene ss18l2, whose product is annotated as ss18, like 2. The record is from RefSeq and is a predicted model, not a curated record. Gene Ontology annotation, cellular component: nucleus. The coding region runs from base 555 to 827 and encodes 90 amino acids. NCBI's taxonomy places the organism in Eukaryota, Metazoa, Chordata, Actinopteri, Cypriniformes, Cyprinidae. Gene Ontology annotation, biological process: positive regulation of transcription by RNA polymerase II. Gene Ontology annotation, molecular function: transcription coactivator activity. The transcript is spliced from 3 exons.
CUUCUGUAUGCUGCAGUGUGAACGCGAAAGUUCCAGAGUCGCGCCUGUUUUUAAAUACGCGAACGAUUGAAAUGAUCGAUUUAAAAAAAAUUGUGUAUACUUAGAAUGUAAUCAUUGUUUAAAGAGUCAAAUCACAAACUCAACAUUAAGUAUAUAAUCUUUAUUCUUUUCAAUAAGUUGUUCUAUAAAAAACGUGCAAAUAUACAAGUUAAUUUAUUGCAAAAGAAAAUGUGUUAAACAUAAAAGGAAAAUAUAAAAUCUAAACAAGGGAAUGGAAGAUAAAAUAAUAAACUUAGUCUUGAUUUAUAGAGUUUAAGAGGUUUCACAGUGUGGCCAAUUCCAACAAUAAAGACUUAAAAUCUAAUUAGUGUUGAGAAUUUUGUUAAAGUAAAUUUUAAACUAAAAUAAAUUACGUUUGAUAAUAACUUUUAGUUAUUCCAUAAUGUAUAUCUUUUAAGUGAGUGUUAAUAAUGUCAUAAUUGUGACAUACCACACACUCAUUAACAUAUCCAUACUUAUUCAGCAAAUUGAAGACAAUUAGCCUUAAGUCACUUAUGAGAUAUAAAAAUGUUAAAGCCACAGUUGUAGAAACAGCCAGUGGAAGAGGCUUUGAAAUAAUCAUGAAGAACUCAAGUAUAUCUCUGCUGCUGGAUGAGAACGAUCAGCUGGUGCGAUGCAUCACCGAGUAUCUGCAGAAAGGCCGCGCUACAGAGUGUGUGCAAUACCAGCAGAUUCUGCACCGCAACAUUGUGUAUUUGGGAACCAUAGCUGACGCCAGCACAGAGAUCCUGCCGGAGACUCAGACCUCAGACGACACCGCCAGUUAGAUUUGCUGCUAGAAGGAGUAUCACAUAUGUUACAAUAAAUGUGAGUGUACAGGUGUACAUUCAUAUGAGUUAAUAUAGAA